Molecule: messenger RNA, 1865 nt
Organism: Hymenoscyphus albidus
Lineage: Eukaryota; Fungi; Ascomycota; Leotiomycetes; Helotiales; Helotiaceae
Source: the annotation of a GenBank genome assembly
AUGGGAACCUCAAACUUCUUCCUCCUUCCGACGCACCAACUUGCAAUAUUCACGACUAUCAUAAGCCCUAUUGUCCUAUUCUUCAUGUUUUAUCUCUACACCACUCCUACAAUCCUCACGGACCGGCGACGAUGGCAUCUCCCCCCUGGUCCACGCGGUCUUCCCUUCAUAGGUAGUUUCUUCGACCUAGCCGACCCCGACAAAGUGCGCGAAUUAGCAAUUUCCUGGACACAAAAAUACGGCGAAAUAUUUCACACCAAAAUCGGAGGUGCAGACUACAUCUGGCUCUCUUCGCCCCGCGCAGUCAAAGAACUCAUGGACAAGAAAUCCGCCAUCUACUCCUCGCGUCCUCGCACACCUUUAGCGGGCGAAACAGCAAGUGCAGGACGAAGACAAUUAUAUCUUCCUUACGGCCCGCAAUAUCGGGCUUUGCGGAAGAUCAGCCAUACUUGCUUGAAUGUUACGCAGAGUGCGGGGUACAGACCCGUGCAGGAUUUAGAGAGCAAACAGUUACUUUUUGACCUGUUGAAAACCCCGGAACGGUUUUAUGACCAUAAUAGGAGGUAUUCUGCAAGUGUUAUUAUCAGUGUUACUUAUGGCCAUCGGAUCCCGGAUUGGAAUAAUGGGCUGGCGGAUCAGAUCUAUAAGGUGAUAAAUAAUUUACAACAAUUCGCAUCGCCGGGGACUUGGAUGGUCGAUACUUUUCCUUCACUAACUGCGUUUCCGGAGGUGUUUUUUGGGAAAUGGAAGAGCUUUGGUCAGAAGUGUUUUGAGCAUGACGCGCCGAUCUACUUGGGACUCUGGAACUCGCUAAAAAAGGAGAUUAAGGAAGGGAAGGCGAAAGAUUGUUUCGCGAAGGAAUUUGCUGAGAAUGAGCCUGAGCAAUUGGGUUUGGAUACUCUGCAAUGCGCGUAUGGGUGCGGUGGUCUUGUUGAAGCUGGAGCUGAGACGACGUCUGCUGCUUUGAACAAUUUUCUCUUGAUGGUCAUUCUGUACCCGGAUGUUGUGAAGAAGGGGCAGGAAGAAGAGCUGGAUCGUGUGGUUGGGAGCGAUAGAUAUCCUUCUUGGGAGGAUUGGGACGAGUUGCCAUAUAUUCGCGCGGUGAUUAAAGAGUUGCUAAGGGUGAGACCGCCGAAUAAAAUUGGCAUGCAGCAUUCUGUUAUUGAGGACGAUUGGUAUAAUGGGUAUUUUAUUCCAAAGGGAGCCUUAGUUAUGUUGAACUGGUGGUAUGUAUUCUUCCCUCUCGUUGUUCUCAAUCUCUCGCUAAGAUGAAAAAGGGCUAUGCAGUAUGAUCCCAAGCGAUGGGAAAGCCCAUAUGAGUUCAGACCGGAACGAUAUCUCGAUUAUCCACUUCCGGCUUUUUCCUACGUUAAUACCGCUGAUCCCAAUACGCGAGAUCAUUUUGCUUACGGGGCCGGGAGGAGAAUUUGUCCUGGUAUCCAUCUUGCUGAAAAUUCAUUGUUUCUUAAUAUCAGCCGGAUAUUAUGGGCUUUCAACAUCAAGAAGAAGAUUGGAAAAGACGGGAAUGUUAUCGAGCCGACAACAGAAUCGUUACCGGGAUGGUUAAUUAUCCCCCAGCCGUUCGAGUGUACAAUCGAGCCAAGGUCACAGAAAUACGCCAGAAUGAUUGAGGAUAUUUGGAAGAAAACUGAGGCGGGACUUGAAUCAGAUGAUUAUCAACUGAAUUGGGAUUCAAAGGGAAAUGUGUCUUGAGGUUUUCAGAGAGGAAACACCGUACUUUCAAUCUAAAUUUCUCAUAUCAGAGAGACUCUUUUAUGGAUACUUGCACGAGGGUCUGCAUAUCCGGGAAAGUUAAAAAAUAAAACACGCUCAAAGACUGUGGAGGCUACCCCGAACUAGAUUGC